AUGAGCCACUGGCAACUGAAGGAUCUGGUUUGCGCCGCAUCAAAUUCAAACUCUGUAUAUUUCCCGUCAGGAAACAACCUCAUGUGUCUUGACUUGUCUCGCAAGGGCAACGGGGGUUGCACGGCCACCAAGUGCCUAAAGUCUGUGACCAAAUUUGAGACUUCUCCACGAUGUCUGAAGGAAAAAGACGACCUGAUUGCUGUUGGAGGAGUGGUCAGUGCAACACCUCAAGGAGUGACGCUCGGGAGCUGUCGAGGUCUUUUUGGUCUUUACACGAAGGUCAACGACAGUGUUAUCAACAAGAAUGUGGGGACUCUGAUCAAUAACUGCGUAUCCUUGUACAAGAUAUCGAAUUCCGCAUACAAGACAAUUCUUUGCAACAACGACCACAACAUGUACUUGCUAGACGUGACUAAUUACGGUCUGGCCCAGUCGCAGAUGAACAUCAAUGUUGGUGUUCCGCUAAACCACUCGAGCAUCUCGCCAGACUCCAAAAGCAUGAUAGCGGUCGGAGACUCGUCCAAAGUGUUUGUGUUGCACUCUGACGAAAACAUGGCAGACAUCAAGGGACAGCAGAGCAUAUCGACAAAUUACCUGUGCGGCAUAUCCACCGACUGGAGCUCGUCUGGAAUGCAAUUCAGUGUGUGCUUCCAGGAUGGAGCGAACCUGGUGUACGAUAUCAGACGCCAGGACCACGCGCUCCACGAAAUCCACUCUACACGACUCGACGCGAGUGGCGACUUCAGGGUCUGCAAGUUCAGUGGUGGAACCGAAGAUUUGUUAUUUAUCUCUGAACAUCAGGGACGUGUACAUGUGGUGGAUACUAGAGACUAUUCGAAACACCAGGUGAUUCUGCUUCCGAGGGUUCUGCACGACUCCGAGGCGUCGACGUACAACCAGCCGAUCGUCAAGUCCGUAGAGGAGGUUUGCGCCCUGGACGCAGCACAUCUUGACCAGGCCAACUCGCAGAGCUCUGGGCUCCGCUUGGGCCAGCGUCCCCCAAUGCGUUCAAUUCUCAACGACAGAGCAAACCAGCCCCGCCGGUUCCAGUACGACACGAGCGACGACCCUGCACCGCGUCAUAUCGAGAGUCCUCAGCAAUUCAUCGGAGAAGUCACUCUGGACGAAGACACUGUGCAAUAUCUCGACAGCAGUGUCGAAAUAUGCGGGCUGGACGUCUCUCGGGUCCACGAUAGUAGCUCGCUGGUCAUUGGCAGUGAAGAAGGGCUUAUUCACUGGGGCAUUGAUUCUUGGAAACGGAGAUGUUUCCCUUCAUUUGAAAUGUUUUGA
Ogataea angusta is the source of this 1290-nucleotide messenger RNA. RefSeq lists its product as uncharacterized. The transcript has a single exon. The record is from RefSeq and is a predicted model, not a curated record. The coding region runs from base 1 to 1290 and encodes 429 amino acids. Gene Ontology annotation, molecular function: protein binding. NCBI's taxonomy places the organism in Eukaryota, Fungi, Ascomycota, Pichiomycetes, Pichiales, Pichiaceae.